Amborella trichopoda is the source of this 4770-nucleotide messenger RNA. RefSeq names its product Nucleoporin, Nup133/Nup155-like protein. The record is from RefSeq and is a predicted model, not a curated record. Gene Ontology annotation, molecular function: structural constituent of nuclear pore; protein binding. NCBI's taxonomy places the organism in Eukaryota, Viridiplantae, Streptophyta, Magnoliopsida, Amborellales, Amborellaceae. Gene Ontology annotation, cellular component: nuclear pore outer ring. Gene Ontology annotation, biological process: poly(A)+ mRNA export from nucleus; transcription-dependent tethering of RNA polymerase II gene DNA at nuclear periphery; protein import into nucleus.
UACUCUACUUGCAGAAGGCCUUUUCAAAAUUCCCUCCUAAAAACCUAGUACUCGAUUUUGCGCACUGAACCAGCAUCACUUUUCCAACCCUGAAGCCCUGAUACGAAGAUUUUACUUGCUCUCCUUUUUGGGGAAAACCCUAAAGUUUUCUGGGUUCACCUUGUUAUGAGCUGCCUUCUCGCUUUCGUUCUCAAUCCAGUGGAACUACAGCUCUUUUUCUAGGGCAAAUCCAUGUUUUCGCCUGCUAGCAAGAAGCCCAACUUGGGUUUGCAGAACCAGCGAAGCUCUGGUCAUGGAGGAGCUUCUGGUUCUCGCACGCCUUUGCCUAGGUCUCCUCGCCUCUCUGUUCUAGCCAGGCUGCCUCUUGAUAGCAAAUCAGAGAAGGGAGCGAAUUUGGAUCAAAUCCAGCCUGUAUAUAUUGGAGAAUUUCCACAAUUAGUUCGCAAUGCUCAAGCUAAUUUGCACCAGAAGGGACCUCCAGGCAUAUCAGGUGGUAUGGAUAAGGGAACUUGUUUAUCAUGGAUUUUAUGUGGAAAUCAGCUCUUUAUAUGGAGUCACGUAUCUGGGGUUGCUUCACAAAGAUGUGUUGCGCUUGAAUUGCCUUCUUUUGUUUAUGUUGAUGAAGACCAUGGCGCCAAUUCCAGGCCUGGAGAUGGUUGGAUUCUAUGUGCUAUUGAAUGGGACAGGACGAGUAAAAGCUCUGAGAAGUUGGCUAGAGAGUGCAGUUCUAUUGGGAUUAUCAUCUGCAAUCAAAAAACUCGAGCAUUAUUAUAUUGGCCUAACAUAUACUCUGAAAAUGGAAGGUCUUCAGUUUCUUGGUUUCCUUCUCAUGAUGAAUCUGAAGAAAUGACUCCAUCUCGUGAAGGAAAAGUCAAUCCAAGUCGACGCCCAAAUCAACGAUGGAUUGGAACUAGUGGUUCAAAAGACCCAAGUCCAGUUAACUCCUUGAUUGUUUCACCAGUUCCUGGUUCUACUUGUAAUGAGUGUAUUGCUCUUCUUUGUCAAUCCAAUGGGGAACUAUGGUGUUUCAGAUGCUCCCCUUCCGGAAUUUCUCGAGAAAAAGUUGUUCAGGUAUUUGGUGCUCCAUUUUCACGAGAAAGUGAUUGUGGUGCUCCAGUGAUGAAUAAAAGAUAUUCAAGAUCGCUCACUUGGCGCCAUCAGGUUGUUUCUGGAGAUGAAUCCAACAGGCAAUUUUUCCUACUAACUGAUCAUGAGAUACAGUGCUGGAGUGUUGAUCUUGGGCCUGAGAGGAAGGUUUUGAAAUGGUGGUCUCAUGAAAUUGUUGGAAGUGAUAAUGAUUUGGGUAUAAAGAAAGAUUUGGCAGGUCAAAAACAUGUGUGGCUUUUAGACCUUCAGGUGAGUGAUAAUGGAAAAGAGCUCACUGUUCUGGUUGCAACAUUUUGUAAGGAUAGGGUAAGCAGUUCAAGCUAUACACAGUAUUCGCUUCUGACUAUGCAGUAUAAAUCUAGUGAAAAUAUAUCAAAAGAACAUGGUGGGUCAAGCAACGUAAGGGUUUUGGAGAAAAAAGCUCCUAUUCAAGUGAUACUUCCUAAAGCAAGAGUGGAGGAGGAGGACUUCUUGUUCUCUAUGAGGCUUCGUAUAGGGGGCAGACCUUCAGGAUCAACAAUGGUAUUAUCUGGUGAUGGAAUUGCAACUGUUGCCCAAUACUGGAGAGGAGCUACACGACUCUAUCAAUUUGAUCUUCCUUGGGAUGCAGGAAAAGUUAUUGAUGCUUCAGUUCUUCCUGCUAUGGAUGAUGGAGAAGAAGGUGCUUGGGUUGUGCUUACUGAGAAAGCUGGAGUAUGGGCUAUACCUGAAAAGGCAGUUUUACUUGGUGGGGUUGAGCCACCGGAACGUAGUUUAUCUCGUAAAGGGAGCUCAAAUGAAGGAUCUUCAGAAGAAGAGAAAAGGAGCAUGGCAUUUGGGGGCAAUAUUGCACCAAGAAGAGUUAGCUCUGAGGCUUGGGAUGCAGGUGAUAGACAGAGGCCAGUAUCAAUUAGUAUCUCUCAGAGGAAUGCUCAAGAUGAGGAAGCUGAAGCUUUAGUUGGGCGCCUCUUCCAUGCUUUCCUUUAUUCAGGUCAAGUUGAUGGGGUUCUUGAAAAACUAAAAGUUUCUGGGGCAUUUGAUAAGGAUGGUGAGAAGAAUAUUUUUGCUCGUGCUAGCAAGUCCAUUGUUGAUGCACUCGCAAAGCAUUGGACAACCACCAGAGGGGCGGAGAUUGUAGCCAUGGCGGUUGUCUCAUCCCAACUAUUGGAGAAACAACAAAGGCAUCAGCGAUUCCUUCAUUUUCUAGCUCUGACCAAGUGCCAUGAAGGGCUUUCUUUCAGGCAAAGAGGAUCUUUGCAUGCUAUAAUGGAGCAUGGUGAAAAACUUGCUGCCUUGAUCCAACUGAGGGAAUUGCAAAGUGCAGUUAGCCAGAGUAAGUCAAGCGAAGGUGAUUCCCUUAAUAAUAGUUCCUCUAGUGAAAUCAGUGGUUCUCUAUGGGAGCUGAUCCAGUUAGUCGGUGAGAAAGCUCGAAGGAAUAAUGUGCUGCUGAUGGAUCGAGAAAAUGCUGAAGUAUUUUACAGUAGAGUUUCUGAUCUUGAGGAAUUCUUUUCUUGUAUAUCUCAGCACCUCCCAUAUAUUGUGGGAGGUAAGUCCAUCGUGACACAGAUUCAUAGGACAUGUGAAAUUGCAAAUGCAUGCGCAGCUAUAAUUCGAGCUGCCAUAACUUACAAGAAUGCACAACAAUCGUGGUACCCAUCUUCUGAAGGAAUAACUCCUUGGUACUGUCAAGGUCUUGUGAGAUCUGGGCUCUGGAGCUUAGCUUCCCUAAUUCUUCAGCUUCUAAAGGAAGCAGAGGGAUUAGAUUCUUCUAUGAAAUCAGAGCUAUUUUCUCACCUAGAAGAGCUAGCUGAUUGUUUAUUAGAGGCGUAUGCUGUUUCCAUAGCUGCAAAGAUUGAAAGAGAAGAAGAAUAUAAAGGUCUCCAGGCUGAAUAUUGGACUAGAAGAGACGUGCUACUUGAUUUCAUGUAUCAACAAAUUAAAGAUGUGGUGGCAUCAAGAUGUCAGGGUAUAGAAAGUGGUAGCAAAAUAUCUGAGCAAAAAGAUGCCAUUUUAAAAGAGCUUGUUGGGCCUUUGGUAACCAUCUCAAGGCGGCAUGCAGGCUAUAAAACCCUGUGGACUAUAUGCUGUGAUCUCAAUGACAUGGAGUUUCUACGAAGCCUAAUGUAUGAGAGCAUGGGACUGAAGCAAGGGCGUUUUAGCAAUUAUGUAUUCGAGCAGUGCUAUAAGAAUCACCACUAUGCUAAGCUUCUGAGACUUGGGGAAGAGUUCCAGGAAGAUCUUAGUUCUUUUCUCCUCAGGCACAGGGAUUUGUUGUGGCUACAUGAGAUAUUCCUAGGUCGUUUCUCCUCUGCUGCAGAAUCUCUACAUUCAUUAGCUCUCUCACAGGAUGACGAUUCAGCUGCGGCAACUGAAGAAUAUUCAGACAUUGAGAAGAGGGAUCAAUCUUUGACAGAUCGAAGACGUCUUUUGGAUCUCUCUAAAAUUGCAGCAGCUGCAGGUAGGGAACCAGGGUUUGAGAUGAAAAUAAAGCGAAUUGAAGCUGAUUUGCAUAUUUUGAAGUUGCAGGAAGAGGUCCAAGGCCUGUGUGAUUUUGAGAAAAGGCUACUGAACCCAAAAGAACUGAUCGAAAUAUGCCUCAAGAGUGGGAACCGAGAGCUCAUAUUGCGAGCUUUUGAUGUGUUUGCUUGGACAAGCUCUCCUGUUCGUAAAACCCACAAAACCCUCCUCUCAGAAUGCUGGAUGAGUGCUGCUAGCCAAGAUGACUGGGCCACUACUUAUAAGGCAGCUAUAGCUGAAGGGUGGAGUGAUGAGGAGAACCUGCAACUUGUGAAAAAUACAGUUCUUUUUCAAGCCUCGAAGCGGUGUUAUGGUCCUGAAGCUCAGUCCUAUGACGGGGGAUUUGAGGAAGUGUUGCCUUUGUUGAAAGAGGAUGUUGACUUUAUGAAGAUGAAGGAGCCAGGGUCAUCAGUUGAGGCAAUAAUUAUGCAGCACCCUGAUUUUCCAGAAGCAGGGAAGUUGAUGCUCAUGGCAGUUGUUAUGGGGAAGUUUGGAGGUGGUGAAAAUGAAGAGGAUCUGGCCAUGCAAGAAGAAUGAUAAUGUAUCUCUCUCUCUCUCUCUCUCUCUCUCUCUCUCUCUGCGGGUAAACACAGUUUGGAAGCAGAGUCUCAUGGUUGCAAAAGGUAGCUCCAUCCCAUGCUGCUUUUGAAUCUCUCUCUUCUCUUGUGCCUUUUUGUGUUCUUUUUAGGAGUUAAAUUUAUAAAGUUUGGAAACUUUUAUUCAAUUUACCAAGUACUCGCUUGAGUUAAAUCGUCUGUUUCCACUUUAUGGCUUGUGAACAUUGUUAUAAUGUGUCAGGAUUUUAUUCUUGGUUAGCUUUGUGGUCAUUGAACCCGAGGAGUGGGUGCAAGAAAGAGCUCUCAUACUGUUAUCAUGCUCUGCAACUUUUAUACAUGUGCCAAGGUGGAGGGAUGAGAGGCUAAGUUAGGAGCAAGAAUGAAGAAAUAAAUCAUGGUUUGGCAAUAGUAGGCACCAGGAAAUUGAGCUCUCGGAUUGGUAUAUAUAUGUACUCUCACUCUUCUCUCUCUCUCUCUCUCUCUCACACACACACACUGGUGGCUUUGUCUAUAACUUGAUAAAUCCAAGUUCCUUGUACGAGGUUUGAGGAUCCCAUUUAAUUUUUGUUAUUCAAAGGGAGAAAAAUGAGUCCAGAAAACAAUUGAUUUA